CGAUUGUGCUGAUUUCGACAUGCAGGCGGAAAGAGAAGGAAAACGUGAAAAUAUGUAGAUUAUGUGACUUUAAUCUAGUCUUACAGCACGGCCCCUGUUAUGUUUAUUUUUAUUUUGCUGGUAAUCAAAGUUUACUAUUAACGCUCACUACAGAGGCUUGACUGUAGUUACACCUUACACACUGAUCGUCACUGUUUGGGCUGACAUCUUUGGCUCUUACCCCAAGCUUCGAUUCGAUUCACUCAUUCAUUAAGUUAAUUUACCCACGAGCACUCCCAGUCGAGAGAGACCAAACGGCAGCACUAGUAGGCGAUUCCACUAGACGAUAUAGUGGAACUCGGAGGGGCGAGCCCCCGGCGGACUUUCGCUCUCAGCAAUACCGCUCGUAAAGCUGCCUGGUACUAUGUUACUCUGGUCUGGUCUCGUACCGCUGGGGCUGGAAUGGAGCACGGCGAGUGGGCCAGUGGUCGGCAGUCAGCUCCACGCUCUAGACCCCAAUAGUUCGGCGCGGCCUACACGCGGCAAAAGCUCAGCAAGAUCGAUCCGAAUCGAGUCGAAUCGAAUUGAAUCGACUUUUCGAGUGUGUGCGACGAGUGCGAGUGUUAUUUUCGUGGCGGUGCACGACUACAGCUGUUGUCCAAUUCUCGAGCGGCGCUUGGCCUCGAGUUGCAAAUCGCAGCGGGUUUCGAAUUGAACUUACUCCCAAAACGGCAGAAUGACUGGAUCAGUCCACGAUCCGAAAUGGAGCCUGGAGCGCCGCGAGUCCUCUGGCCAUUUGGUGUGGCGCAAGGACUCUCCGGAGUCGAAAGUCCGUUUUCGCUUCGACGUCGAGGUGCUGGAGUUCGAGAGGCAUCCUCAUGAGGAGCUGGAGGACAAGGAGGAUCACUUCUCGAUGACCAAUCUCUCGGCGACAGUGGCCAUGUGCGCAACCUGUGUGGCCGUGGUGGCCGUCUCCGUGUUCCUUCCCUGGUAUUUAAUGGAGAAAGUGGGAUCGCUUUAAAAAAAAAAACGGGCCUCAAGAGCCCAGCUUAUUGUAUAUAGGUACCCGGACGGUAUUAAGUAGACUCUUGUACAUAAACAAGCGUAGUUUUAACUAUUUGUAUAUAGUACGUACGUUGUAUAUAGACCUGUGGUUUUUAUAAGGAUAGAGUUGGAAAAACUCUAGGUGCAAUACGAGUGCGAAAGUGACUGCUAAAGCCAAACUAUGGAAUGUGGAUUGUUUUUUUAGGACGUGUAAAUUCUCAUAAGUUCAGUCCUAUGAAAGAUCGCAAUGAUAGUUAAUGGAAUAAACGAAAUACUUGCCCAUAGAA
Molecule: messenger RNA, 1310 nt
Organism: Drosophila sechellia
Lineage: Eukaryota; Metazoa; Arthropoda; Insecta; Diptera; Drosophilidae
Exons: 3
Coding region: 716-1000 (94 amino acids)
Source: RefSeq, a predicted model, not a curated record